AUGACCACGCCCGAAAUCGCGAUCAUCGGAGCCGGCCCCGCCGGCCUGACCCUCCCGCAUUCUGCACCUGCACCGCAUCCCCUGCGCGGUACUCGAGCGGGACGAGGUCUGCCGCACCCGGGCUCGCUCGACCUGCACCCGCACUCGGGCCACGCCGGGACCUCGUCGUCGCCGACGGCAUCAUAG
Messenger RNA from Anthostomella pinea, 186 nucleotides. The record is from the annotation of a GenBank genome assembly. NCBI's taxonomy places the organism in Eukaryota, Fungi, Ascomycota, Sordariomycetes, Xylariales, Xylariaceae.